AUGAGGUGGAGUAUGAAAAAGUUGAGAGUCAAUGAUAGAAAAGUAAAAUUUUGGUUUAACUUUUUUUAUGAAAUACCCGACAAUGAAGAGGUAGAGAUAUUUGUCGAGCACACAGAUGAGGAUCAGUGGAACUAUGAUGUGGUUGAUUCCGAGGGUGGCCCAGUCCUACAUGAUGAAGAAGGUUUGAUAGAUGUCGAUGUAAUCGAGAAAAGUGAUGAGAAUGAUUCGACAACUGAAGAAUGUGAAGAGGAUUGGGUGUUACUGGAAAAAGUAGAGAUAAUCAAGUCAAAGGAAAAACUGUUGAGCUUGGAGUUUCCUCAAAUAUUGUUGGCUAUGUUUUCGAAUGACACUCAAGAAGAUGACUUUGCUACAUCACAUGAGGAAUUGAUGAGUUUGCAUGGAGAUUCUGACGAUGAAAAUCAUAAAAGAUCUAUUGUUUUCAAUCCAACUAGGGAUUUGGAAGAUCCAAAUUUUAAGUUUGCACUUAAUAUGAUUUUCAGUAAUAGCAAGGAAUUCAAAAAGGUAGUUGAGGUACAUUCUGUGAUUCAAAAAAAGGAUAUCAAGUUUAAAAAGAAUGAAAGUACGAGAUCUAGGGCAACUUGUAAGGUGUCAAGCUGCAAAUGGUUCAUAUUCGCAUCAAAGGCUAAUCAAAGUGAGUCUUUCAUGAUCAAGACAAUAGGUCCAGACCAUUCCUGUGGCAAUCAAAGAGAUAACCAGACGACUGACUCUGAAUUUUUAGCUAAGAAGUACGUAGAAGAGCUUAAAAUUAAUCUAAAUUGGGGUGUGAAAGAAUUUCAAGAUCAUGUGAUGAGGACUCAUAAUUGUACCAUUUCACGAAAUCAAGCUUAUAUGGCAAAGAGGAAGGCAUUAGAUCUAAUUACAGAGACUAAAGAAGAGCAAUUUGAGAUGUUGUGGGAUUAUUGUGCUGAGAUAAGGAGGAGUAAUCCAGGGAUUACAUGUAUUUUGAAGUUGGACGAAAAUUCAAAAACAAUGGUCAAUGAUAGAAAGAGAUUUCUAAGACUAUUUGUGUUUUGCAGCUUGUAA
Solanum dulcamara is the source of this 1044-nucleotide messenger RNA. RefSeq lists its product as uncharacterized. The transcript is spliced from 2 exons. The coding region runs from base 1 to 1044 and encodes 347 amino acids. The record is from RefSeq and is a predicted model, not a curated record. NCBI's taxonomy places the organism in Eukaryota, Viridiplantae, Streptophyta, Magnoliopsida, Solanales, Solanaceae.